Molecule: messenger RNA, 1268 nt
Organism: Aureobasidium pullulans EXF-150
Lineage: Eukaryota; Fungi; Ascomycota; Dothideomycetes; Dothideales; Saccotheciaceae
Exons: 2
Coding region: 77-901 (274 amino acids)
Biological process (GO): proteasome-mediated ubiquitin-dependent protein catabolic process
Cellular component (GO): proteasome regulatory particle; proteasome regulatory particle, lid subcomplex; cytosol
Source: RefSeq, a predicted model, not a curated record
CAUCGCCCCAUCCACAGAGCCUUCUCUUUUUUCUCGACACUCUCCUCAACACUCAUCCCGACACAUCCACAUCAACAUGUCCGAAAGCGACUUGAAGAAGACGAUCCAGCAGCUCCACUCGCUGUCGGAGAGCAACCUCAGCAACGCAUCAUCGCUCCUGUCGCGGGCAAAGAUCUCGCUGCUCAAGCUCCACGCCCUCGUGCCCAACACAAACACUUCCCACCAGCACCUCGCCCUCGCCCGUGAGGUCCUCGAGAUUGGCGCCUUCGUCUCAAUCCGUCAAAGAGAUCCCGAGUCCUUCACACGCUACUUCCAGCAACUCCAGCCAUUCUACUCAUUACCCCAUGAACGAUGGGGCUCGCACGACAAGCACGGAAACCAGAGCAAGAUCACCGGUCUCUAUCUACUACUUCUGUUGAGCCAAGGAGAUUAUGCUGCCUUCCACACCGUCAUCGAGGGUCUUGAGAUGGCCUUUGGCGGCAGAAAGCGCUUGGAUGAGGAUGCCUUCAUCCAAUACCCCAUGAGACUGGAGCAGGCUUUGAUGGAGGGCAGCUACGACCGCGUUUGGGGCGAGACCAAGGGAGAGAGAGUUCCCAGUCCCGAGUUCGCCGUCUUCUCAGAGGUUCUCGUCAACACCAUCCGCUCCGAAAUCGCCUCAUGCAGCGAGCGCGCAUACCCCUCCCUUCCCAUCUCCAACGCAAAGAACCUCCUCUUCCUCGAAUCCGAAGGCGCCGUCAUCCAGUUCGCCCAAUCGCGUGGCUGGGUUGCCAAGGAGGGUCGUAUUUACUUCCCUGCUCAGCAAGAAGAAUUGGCACAGGGCGAAAAGGACAUUCUCUCGACGAGCGACAAGGUUAUCGAGAACACGCUGGAAUACGCCAGAAAGCUCGAAACUAUUGUCUAAGCAUAUUUGCUGGACGUUGCAACUUGUAGUAUAGAUAUGAGCAUGGCUGGUAGCGGGUGUUUGGCAGGUGGGCUCGCAUCGGGCUAUUAUGGCUUUCAUGUUUCAUUCGAGACUCUUCAGAUAUUCUCGAAUGAGGCCACGACUUUUUACACUUUCAUCUGUCAUUCACUGACAAUCCUGUUGAAAUCACCUUCCAAGCACUCUAAUCAUAUCUCGUUCUCUCGAUCCAUAACAUGCACGGCUGAUUUGUCCAUCACUCCUAUGUUAGAUGAUUACUUGACAGAGCUGGAUAAAUGAUGGCACAUGAGCUUUUACCACAAUUAGCUAAAGCAGGUCCCGAACUUGAUAUCACCAUAGCACUAUUGAG